Molecule: messenger RNA, 798 nt
Organism: Saccharomycodes ludwigii
Lineage: Eukaryota; Fungi; Ascomycota; Saccharomycetes; Saccharomycodales; Saccharomycodaceae
Exons: 1
Coding region: 1-798 (265 amino acids)
Biological process (GO): protein catabolic process in the vacuole; cellular response to glucose starvation
Source: RefSeq, a predicted model, not a curated record
AUGAUAUUUCCAUAUUCUCUAGACGACUCUAUUAUAACAAAACAAAAUAUCUUGUUGCUGGACAAUGUGACAAACUAUAACCAAACAGCAGUAGAUUAUUUCCAUUAUGAUUUUUCAAAAUUGUCUUUGCUAACGACAUCAUGGCAUAUUUUAACACAUAUGGGUAAAUAUAAUAUAAUGAGAUUACCCAGUUGUUCCAACGAAAUACCUGAUGAUUAUUAUGUUUAUUUGAAAAGAUUGCAUCAUUGUCUAUGGAGAAGGUGGUCUAUUUUACAGUUAAAUUUACCUAAAGUAGAUCCACUAAGUUUAAAUUGGAAUAAAGAAUGUGAUGUUACCGUUUUGUAUGGUCCUUAUUUAAAUACCGAUGUAGAUGACACUUGCACCACUGACGUUAAAGCUGAGCAUAAUGUGUACAAAGAUGGUGAUAAUUUGAAAUAUGCUUCUUAUUCCAAAGCUUUGAGCAUGAAUAAAGAAUUGAAUGUCAGUACUGGUAGUAUUAAUACUACCAAUAGUACGACAUUGUCCACUUCUCCUUCUUCCCUUAACGACUCUAUAUUUAGUAAUAAUGCCACUGCUUCUUCUGCAGAUGGCAUGUAUAAUGACGCUGAUAUAAGUAUGGAUGACUACGACGAGGAAGAAUAUAUAAAACCCAUUUUGAAAAAAGUUGCAUCAAGCAAUAGUAAUAAUAAUGUUCAUUUUGAUGAUAUAGUUUUACAAAGGGAUGUAGAUAGACAUGGUAUAUACCACGAACAUUUUAUUAAUAUAAACGAUAAAGAGAAUGAGUAUUACUACAGUUGA